AUGAAGAUUUCUGAGGUUCUCCUUCCCGUCACUCUGCUCCUGGGCAGCGCUCUGGCUGUGGACAUGAGCAAAUACCAAGCGGAAGCGGACGUCGAUGCCUCGUUCAAGCCGUUCCUUGAAGCCCUGUACGCAUCUGCAGAGGACUACAAGUCCACUGACACUUUCACGGACUUCUUCGUCCCAGAGUCGGGCCGUCUCAUCGUGCUCGAGAACACUGCGGAGGGACCGGCCGCCAUCGUCAAGCUCAAGCAGGCGCUGCUCCCGACCACGGGCCAGAAGCACUGGAACCAUCUGCCCAACGUCACGUCGGUGUACACCGAGACGGCCACCCAGAAGACGUACGACGUGCUUGGUCUCAUCCAGACCAGAUUCGACGGCGGCAACUGCUCUGCGGCAUACUACUCUAGCCGUUUCACUGUUCUCAAGGACAGCAAGGGCAACGUCCGCAACCAGCCUCACAGCGGCAGCCUCGUGGCGUACGAUGACUACAUCGUGAGCCCCGCAGAGUCGCCGACUCACAUCCCUUGCUGA
This is a messenger RNA of Colletotrichum higginsianum IMI 349063, 531 nucleotides long. RefSeq lists its product as uncharacterized. NCBI's taxonomy places the organism in Eukaryota, Fungi, Ascomycota, Sordariomycetes, Glomerellales, Glomerellaceae. The record is from RefSeq and is a predicted model, not a curated record. The transcript is spliced from 3 exons. The coding region runs from base 1 to 531 and encodes 176 amino acids.